ACUUUUUGCAUUUUCUGCUCGUUGAACAGACGCUGACAAUUACCUAAUUUCCCACGCAAAACGCAUUUGUUGUCCGAUCCAACCUCGACAAUGUCCAAAAAAUACAUCUUGACAUAAUUUCUUUUCUUCGUUGAGGGGUCAGUAAUCCCAGCGAGCCAACACAAAUUUCGACCAUGUUCAGGACGUAUGCAAAACAUUGCCAUUUUAAAUUUUGUACCGUUGUCGUAAAAAAAUUUUAAUUCGAAAUUAAUGUAAAAUGUUGCUGUCUGCUAUGGCAGACGAAGUUUCCCAUUGGAUUAUUGGAUGAGCUGUUUAUUUUCUGUUCUGCCAUGCGAAAGAUUCUGUGUUUACAUGGAUAUCGCCAAAGUGCACAAGUUUUCAAAGAUAAAACCGGCUCACUCAGAAAACUUCUGAAGAAGCAUGCAGAAUUAGUGUACAUUAGUGCACCUCAUCUUAUUCCAGCCAGUUCAGCCAUCCAAGAUGAAAGCAUGGAAACUUUACAGGCAGUUCCUGCAAAUGGAAAAGUUGAAGAGCAGAGAGGUUGGUAUUUCAGCACAGAACAGUUGACAUUCAAUUCACAUGAUGAAACAGACUUCAGCUGGGGACUGCAAGAGUCCAUUAAUGUUGUCAGUAAAGCAUUUGAAGAGCUCGGACCAUUUGAUGGAAUUUUGGGCUUCUCUCAAGGAGCUGCUCUUGGCUCAAUUCUAUGUUACAUGCUUGAAAAAGGAGAAUUAAAUUUUUCAUUUAGGUUUGCCAUUCUUGUGUCUGGUUUCCGUUCCAGAUUAAGCCCUCAUACAUACUUUUAUAAAACCAAACAAACCAUUGCCACUCUACAUGUAAUAGGAGAAACAGACAGAAUUGUGGAAAAAGAAAUGAGUGAGGAGUUGACUACCUAUUUUGAAUCACCUCACAUUAUGUGUCAUUCUGGAGGCCACUAUGUACCAGCAACAUCAAAGGAGAAGGAAGAUACUGUCACAUUCGUUAGACGUUUGCCUAAUCAAGAAGGAUGAUGAUUGUUAAGUGACCCUGAUAACACUACUGGACAUGUCUGAGGAUUUGAAGACUGACUAUUGGAAGUGGAGGACAAGAUGAAAAAUUUCGAAAACCCGCAUUGCGGCAUGGCUUUAUACAGCAUUUUACGGAACUCCUUGCUGCACAGGAAGUACAUGCAGAAAUUUAGUGCGAAGUUGCUCAUUUCCAACAAGUUUGCCACAGCGCGAAACACUUGAAAGCUGUGAAAUGAUUCCAGUUCUUGAUCGUAAAUAAUUGACAAAACUGCUGAUGGAAUAUUGGUGAUAAAAAACAAUACUAUUAUCGAUAACAAAAGAGUUAACAAUUUUCGUUCCUGUUCAAGGUUGCGAUUCGGGCGUCCACUACCUUGCAAGUCUGCAUUUGGUUGCCCUUGCCGCAUUUGCCUACGCGUUUUGACCACCCCAUGGUAUUUGAUCAAAAUUAACAUGUUGAGUGUAGCCAAAAUUAGACCGGGGAGAAAGCGGACUAGACUCUCUCCCAGCCAUACAUAUGCCGUCCAGAGGGGAUGAGCUGUCACAA
This is a messenger RNA of Daphnia magna, 1551 nucleotides long. RefSeq names its product esterase OVCA2. Gene Ontology annotation, cellular component: cytoplasm; nucleus. The transcript has 5 exons. NCBI's taxonomy places the organism in Eukaryota, Metazoa, Arthropoda, Branchiopoda, Diplostraca, Daphniidae. The coding region runs from base 330 to 1010 and encodes 226 amino acids. The record is from RefSeq and is a predicted model, not a curated record. Gene Ontology annotation, biological process: response to retinoic acid.